Molecule: messenger RNA, 2603 nt
Organism: Siniperca chuatsi (mandarin fish)
Lineage: Eukaryota; Metazoa; Chordata; Actinopteri; Centrarchiformes; Sinipercidae
Gene: eif2a
Product: eukaryotic translation initiation factor 2A
Exons: 16
Coding region: 65-1807 (580 amino acids)
Biological process (GO): translational initiation
Cellular component (GO): cytosolic small ribosomal subunit
Molecular function (GO): tRNA binding; protein binding; translation initiation factor activity
Source: RefSeq, a predicted model, not a curated record
CCCGCCUCCUUUUUCCUUUACGCAUUUCCGGUACACAGCGUUUCUUCUUCCGGCACGCGUAAACAUGGCGCCCCCCAUCCCGCUGUUAGCAGUGCGUGGAUCAGACGGUACGUCUCUGCUCGGUGGGCCUCCCACGUGUGAGCAGCACUCGGCCUUCCAGAGGGACUCUCGGCCCAGCAGGUGCGUCACCUUCAGCAGAGACGGGACGCUGUUCGGCUGGUGCAACGGACACAAUGUCUCUGUGGUGAAGUCUUCAGACGGCGCCGUCGUGUCGACCUUUGACCUCCCAAAGACGUCUCUGCUGGACUUUUCUCCUCUCAACAGCGUCCUGGUCACCUGGCAGCCGUACAGCAAGACUCAGGACAGUCCUCAGGGCGAAGCUAACCUCCAGCUGUGGGACUUACAGAGCGGUCAGCUGAUCAAAGCUCUGUAUCAGAAGAAGGUCGACUCCUGGUGUCCCAGCUGGUCUGAAGACGAGAAGAUCUCUGUAAGGAGCGUCAACAAUGAGCUGCACUUCUAUGAGAACAACGACUUCAACACAAUCGCCAACAAGCUUCACAUGCAGAAAGUGUCAGACUUCGUGUUGUCACCUGGAGGUCAGCCCAGCAAGGUAGUCGUCUACGUCCCGGGCAGUAAAGGAGCCCCUUCGUUUGUCCGUCUGUACCAGUACCCGGUGCUGGGAGGUCCCACUGCUGCGCUCGCCAACAAGAGCUUCUUCAAGGCCGACAGAGUCACCAUGCAGUGGAACAAGAAAGCCUCUGCGGUCCUGGUGACGGCGAGCACUGAGGUCGAUAAAACCGGAGCUUCAUAUUAUGGAGAGCAGACGCUGCAUUACCUCGCUGUUAACGGAGAGACGGCUCUGGUUCAACUGCCGAAGAACGGACCGAUCUACGACGUGGUGUGGAGUCCGAACUCUGCAGAGUUCUGCGUGGUGUACGGCUUCAUGCCGGCCAAAGCCACCGUCUUCAAUCUCAAAUGUGACCCGGUGUUCGACUUUGGAACUGGACCACGAAACGGCGCCUACUACAGUCCUCAGGGUCACAUCCUGGUCCUGGCCGGCUUCGGGAACCUGCGGGGUCAGAUGGAGGUCUGGGACGUGAAGAAAUACAAACAGGUGUCCAAACCUCAGGCCCCAGACGCCACACAUUUCUCCUGGUGUCCUGAUGGCGAGCACGUCGUCACGGCGACGUGUUCUCCGCGGCUGCGGGUCAGUAACGGUUAUAAGAUCUGGCACUACACCGGCUCCGUGCUGCACAAAUGGGACGUGGCCGCUGGUUCGGAGCUGUGGGAGGUCCGCUGGCAGUCGUUUCCUGACGGCAGCUUCCCUGAGCGGGCCAUCAAGUACCAGGCAGCCCCCAGCGAGCUGGGAACCACACAGGCCCCACCAGCGCAGGCAUACCGCCCACCUGCUCUGAGGCACCUGCCGGCCACGCCCAGCUCCAAACUGCAUGAGGAGGAGCCUCCCCAGAACCUGCGUCCCGCUGCUUCGGGGGACAAGAGUCUCUCGAAAUCAGCCCUGAAGAACCAGAGGAAGCGCGAGGCCAAGAAGGCCGCUAAACAGGACGCAAAGCCUGAACCUCAACCUCCAUCUGACCCCACCCCCGUCAGCAACAGCCAAUCAGAGCCGACCAGCGGCGACCCGGAGACGGACAAGAAGAUAAAGAACUUAAAGAAGAAACUUAAAGCCAUCGAGGAGCUGAAGGACCAGCAGGCGUCCGGGAGAGUCCUGCAGAAGAACCAGCUGGAGAAGAUGCAGAAGGAGGAUCAGCUGCUGAAGGAGCUGCAGGAGCUGCAGAUCGGACAGUAGGGGGCGCUGCCGGAGCCACAGGCCACGCCUCCAUCCAUCACACGCACGCACACACACACACGCACACACACACGCACACACACACGCACACACACACCACAGACAGGACGGGUGUGUGUGUCACAGACGCUGUCCACGUCUUCGCUGCACCUCAGCAGACUGAAGGCGUCUGUUUCUGUAUUUUCCUGCUGAAAUAUUUUGGGGUUCCUCAGUUUUCUUCACCUGACAGGACAGGUGAGGAGGGGGCGGGGUUUGGAAGCUGGGGGCGGGGCCGUGCGUGACACGCCGUCACGAGCCGAUUGGAUAGCUGGUUAGUGCUCUGCUUUCAUUCACCUGCCCGUUGCCGAGAGCAUCAAUCCAUCCCUCUGUUUUCGGAGGCUGUCCAAAGGGAUUCUGGGAAACGUAGGAAGAAGUCGAGGUGUGUGUGUUUACUAAAAGAACGACAUGACAGCAGUUUGUCUCCAAACAGCUGCUGAGUGUGAAAACAGACUGGAGGAAAUCUCUUUUAAAGGAGCAUUUCAGGAAUUUCCCAAAAUGUUGAAAUGUUCCUUUAACACAGUGACACACACCUGGUGUGUGUGUGUGUGUGUGUGUGUGUGUGUGUGUGUGUGUGUGUGUGUGUGUGUGUGUGCGCGACAGUAAAUUGAAACCAGUCCAUUGAAGCCCUGUUGCUAUGCAACAUCUGUACAGAUGCUUUGACAGAGAUCCUUUCAGAAUAAAAGCCUCGCCUCCACGCUUCACUGCUUUGGGACGACAGUUGUAACAAUAAUAAUAAAUAAACUUUGUUAUUAAGUCA